Molecule: messenger RNA, 2529 nt
Organism: Ananas comosus (pineapple)
Lineage: Eukaryota; Viridiplantae; Streptophyta; Magnoliopsida; Poales; Bromeliaceae
Exons: 2
Coding region: 320-1960 (546 amino acids)
Source: RefSeq, a predicted model, not a curated record
UAUAUACCAACCUUUUUCUAGAAAUAAACAAAAUAAUAGCUUUUAAUAACUUUUCUUAAUUCUUAAUUAUAGAUUAAGAUUAUUAUUAAAAGUAAGAAGAAUUCCGUAUCCCGAGUCCCGACUUCCCAUCUCCUCCGCCACGACGAAGAUUUGCCGCAUCCCGACUUCCCGUCUCCGCCACCGACGAUAUCUUCGUGUACCAGGAAUCACCGCCAUCUUCUUGCUAAUCUAAUUUUUUAUAAUUGGCAUUUUCUGUUUAGAGACUUGGAAAAAGUAAGCUAUCGGAAUGAAGGGAGGGAUGAAGUAAUUGGAGGAAAGAAUGGCCGAUGAUUACGGAUCCACGGAGCGGUGGACGCUGCGGUCGCUGUUGGGCGCCUUCCUGGACCUGGCAAUCGCCUACAUCUUCCUCUGCGCCGCCGCCGUCGCCUUCGCCGCCUCCAAAUUCUUCUCCUUCUUCGGCGUCAGCCUCUCCGCCUCCUCCUCCUUCUCCUGCCAGCACUGCCCUCCUCCCUUCGCCCUCCGCCCCACCCCCGCCGACUGCAACCGCUGUCCCCCAGCCCCGUCCGGCCGGUCGUCGCGAGCGACCUCUUCGCGGAGAGCCCUAAUCCUUUAUAAUAAUAAUAAUAAUAAUAAUAAUAAUAAUAAUACCGUGAAAGGGGCAGCCGGAGGAGAGGAGAAGCCGGUCGUCGUCCUCCGCCAUCGCCGCCGCCGGCACCGGAGGGCUUCUUUGGCUUCCAGCAGCAGGGACGACUUGUCCGAAUCGGAUUCGGCACCGCCGGCUCCGCUGCCCCCUCUUCGUUUGGGCUGGAAAAGAGAGGAAACCCCCAUCCCUAUCGCAUACCCUGAACAAUAUGAUAAUUCAGUUGGUGAUGAACAAGAAAUCGGUGAUCGUCGCGCCAGAUGCUUUGGAUUAGAAAAUGAUGCAUUUAAUCAGGAACAUUGCGAUUUGACAAUUGAAGAAUUGAGGCGGGCAAUCGAGGAAGAGAGGGCGGCGCGUGCCGCGCUGAGCCGUGAGCUGGAGAAGGAGCGCAGCGCUGCUGCCAGCGCAGCGGACGAGGCCAUGGCGAUGAUGCAACGCCUCCAUAAGGAGAAGGCGGCUGUUGAGAUCGAGGCCAGACAGUACCGCAGGAUGGUCGAGGAGAAAUCCGCAUACGAUGGGGAGGAGAUGGCGACGCUCAAGGAGAUCCUCGUGAGGCGGGAGAGAGAGAAGUAUGUUCUGGAGAUGGAGCUCGAAGAGUAUCAGCAGAUGAUGAUGAAUAACACUGGCAGUGGUGGUGGUGGUGGUGGUGGUGGUCGUUGUGAGCAGUCGCAGGACUCCUCUCCGCUCACGAGGAAGCCGAGCGCUUCGGUUGAUUCGCUGGACCGUGAUGCAAUUCUUCAUGGGACUUACGAGUCCGUCGAAAAGAGCAGCGGAAUGGAUACAGAGAUGCUUUCUUCUCGGAGCCCACCGGAGGAUUACUCUCAGGAAUGUUGCUGCUGUGAUAUAAGCUUGCAUUCGAUCAAUCAAGAUGGCGGUGCGACAGAUAAGGAGGUUGCUGGAAGUGACGGGCAUGUUUAUGAUGUGCAUGUCAUUGAUGAUGAUAAGAUGAGUUUGGAUGAUGAUCAGAAUGUUAAGCAUCUGAAACCUUCUCAUACAGAAUCCGGAUCAUCUGAAGCUUCGACGGUCGAGCAAUCGUCUGCUACUUCGGUCAUCAGGCCGACAGAAAUGGAAGAUCUGAGGGGGAGCUCAUUAUCUUUCAUUGAUACGGAGAAAUUGGCGCUUGAAAAAGAAGUUGCGCUCUUAAGGAAAAGGCUAGAGGCCAUACAACAAGGAAGAGAAAAGUUGCGCUUCCCGUUAGACCGAACAGAGGAGGAGACCCUUCGCCUACAAAUUCUGAAGGAAAUUUCAUACCAACUUGAAGAAAUCAACAAGUCAACAGAGGCUGGAGAAGCCACACUCCACAUUUCGAAGAUCAGCUAGCAGGAUUUGUGUCCGAGAAGACUGAAUGUCGUUCCAACCAUAUGAGCAUCAGUUGACAGGCAUUUGGUAAAUCUUUCGCUAUCCCUCUCUUGUCAGGUGAAAGCUUUGUGAACAUCAGCCAAAGAAAAAAAAAAAAAAAGAAAAAAAAGAAAGAAAGAGACCUUAAUUGCUAACCUGCAUUUCCGGUAAGUGAUAAAGACAGAGCAUAUAGGAGUGGAACCAUCCGGGGGGGCUUCCGAGCAGGUUACAGUCUUUUUUGAAUUGGUUUCUUUUUGGGAUAGUUGUACGUAAUUGUUUUGUUCUCUGUCAUGUUUGAGUUGGUGCAGCAUUUGGUAAAAUCUAAUGCUCUCACUUGUGAUGCAUUCUGAUUUUGGUUGCUUCCUUGUGUUUCUCAUGGGAAAACUCUGUACAUUUUGCAAAAAAAAGAGAUUCGCAUUCUGUAUAUGUAAAACUAUUACAAAACCAGUUCAUGUAUAUCACAGAAUUUUAGAUUAGUUAGAGGCGGUUGUACAGAUUGUUAGUUUUUAUUAAUCUAUAAUAAGAGGAACCAGAUAACUCUUUUGUUGUAA